Messenger RNA from Clavispora lusitaniae ATCC 42720, 2568 nucleotides. RefSeq lists its product as uncharacterized. Gene Ontology annotation, biological process: carbon catabolite repression of transcription. Gene Ontology annotation, molecular function: protein binding. NCBI's taxonomy places the organism in Eukaryota, Fungi, Ascomycota, Pichiomycetes, Serinales, Metschnikowiaceae. The record is from RefSeq and is a predicted model, not a curated record. Gene Ontology annotation, cellular component: nucleus; cell division site; cell tip.
AUGACCCUGUCUCAAAUUGGAGCCAAACACCUCCCGCCGGUGUCUUUCUUUCUCAACUCCGUAUGUCCCGGAAAUGACUUUCUCGACGAUAAUAUCCAUUUCAGCUUGAGCCAUGUACAAGACAAGAUCGCCGAAGUCAGCAAACUAAAGUGGCCCUUAACUGGUUCUCAAAGUAUAGCCCAUGCUCUACUCGACCCAACAUACUUAAAUGUGGCAAGGCCACCUUUUAAGAGUCCACGGCAUAAAAAUUUGGAAUCAACUACCUAUGUGUCUUUGCCUUUGCAUGUAACACAUGCUUUUGCCCAGGUUGUUCAACAAGAAGGCGAAGCAAAGCAAGACGGCGGAUUACAUAUCGGGGCAAAUGUCAAUCCUCUCACUCAUGACCCAUUCAAGUUGGUGGGAAUGAACCCAGGAUGCAUAUCUGCCAUGAUAGUUUUGAGACCAGAAGCCAAAAGUCCUAUGCUCAACAUGGAAACACGUAGCCCUUUCAACAAGAUGGCAAAUGGAAUUAAUCGUUUCUUGCGUAUGGGGCUCAGUGAAAGUGGGGAUAGUAGUCAGGACCAUUAUAUGUCGAUUUUAGACAGUUUGACGCACACUAGCACACCAUCAGAGAACGGAUCCACGCGAAUCAGGAAGACUCAUCCCAUAUUUGCGCAAUUGCUGGACUAUGAUCCCAAAACGUAUGUGUCUCAAUUGAGGUCUUUUGCAAUCACCAAGCUUUUGGUAUCCGCGAAUGUUAAUGUGGUCAAUGUCUUUGCUUUGGACGAGAAUUACAAUUACGCAGGAACUUCAGAAAUACUUUCGGAGACUGCAAUUUUUCCCUUAACAGAUCUUCUGGCUGAACCUGUCCAAGGUAAGCAACCUCCUGUGACGUCUAAAUGUAAGCCAUAUCAAAAGGUUAUCGAGAAGCCUUUAUUGAGACUUCACUUACAAGAGGGAAUCAUUGUUACAAGUCUUUUGACGCUCUCAGACAAUCCAGCUGUGAUUCUUGGCUUAAAUACUGGUGAGGUUGUCAUCAUAAACCUAUACACAUUGAAAUUUCGCUAUUUCCCAAGUUUAACCGUGCCGUCUAUGACAGAUCACAGGGUGCAAGAGUCGAGCAAUUAUGCCGUCACAGCGCUUUCCACUUUCGCUCAUCCCAACCAUGAGCUUUUGGUUGUCGUUGGGUAUGCUACAGGUGAAGUAAUCAUUUUAGACCCAUCACUUCCUGAUCCAUCUCUGCAGUAUACAAAGAAUGUCGUGGGGAAAGACAAGUUCUUAACUUUCUUCAAGCUUUUCGAUCUCAGCCCAUUUCAGCAGAAAGAUGUUUUAGACCUGUCUCCAGAUUAUUUGAUAGGACACUUUAAAUUGAGCCACAAGGCCAUCACGUCCAUUACUGGUACAAUGCCAAAACAUGCCUCGAAUAUCAACCCAAACAAACCCAUGGUUCUCGCAAUUGCAGCAGAUGAUGGACUAGUGCGCUUCAUUGAUCUAAUAAGCACCCACGACAAGAAUUACGGUGAUCCUUCUAAUUUCUAUCAUUCACUGAUUGUAUGCGACAUAGUAUCGUCUUAUUUUCAGGAUGGAAUACGGUGCAUUGAGUUUUCACCCGACUAUCGUUAUUUCUGUCUCUGUGGCAAAGGUGAUAUCAUUGAAGUCUUCCGAAUGACAUACUACAAUAUCAAUGGACUUCUUUUGAGAAAUGCGAAUGGUGCUUCCUCUCAUAGAGGUGGCCGCUCUAGAAGUGGCACGGUGAACAGCACCGGAUCAGGAAAUCAUAGGGCUCCAUCUAUUUUUUCAAACUCUACCUUUUCAGUCAAUAUGGAAACGGCAAAAACAGAACACCUGGAAACGGUAUUUCCACCCUCCAUAAAAGACAUUGAUAUUGUGAGCAGAUUAAAAGGUCACACAAACACCGUUGAUUUUGUGAGUUUCGUACAUAAUGAGGAUUUAUUCCAUUCCGACGAGGGACAAUCUACAGGCACCUAUAAACUUAUUUCUUGUGGAAAUGAUGGGAAAAUCAUCAUAUGGGAUUUUGACAGCAAAGCGUUUCCGCGCAUCAAGAAACCUCACGUAUCUUCCACAAGGGUUCGUACCUCGAUCCAUCCGGAGAAUUCACAUUCACCAAUAUCAAAAACAUUAUCUCCCCCAGCCAUCGCAAAAACACACAACCGUGGCCCAUCUUGGUCACUUUCCAAUGAAGAAGGUGGCUUGAAUGGAUCUUUUAGUGCUUUGGGUAUAAGUAAUCUUCUUAAUCCAAGUCUGCCACCACCAGCACUUCAAGUCGAAAACUCAGAAGACCAGAGAAAAAUUGCUUUUUCACUUUAUCGUUCUCUUCACGACGUUCGUUUGAAAAAACAUUACGCUAAACUGGCUCUCAACAAGGAUAAGAAUAAAAAAUUCACCACUAUCAUUCACUCUAUUGUCAACGAUAAAGAACUUCCCUCCAUUCAAGUUCCGUUGCUAACAAUAGAUAUGUCAUGUUUGGUCAAGGAUGGUAGACUCCAAGGUUUUCAUAUCAAUCCACACAACUUUUGGGUAUUCACUAGAAGUGGUGACAUUUUUAGAUAUACGCUUGAGAAUAAAUAA